Molecule: messenger RNA, 531 nt
Organism: Paramecium tetraurelia
Lineage: Eukaryota; Ciliophora; Oligohymenophorea; Peniculida; Parameciidae
Exons: 1
Source: RefSeq, a predicted model, not a curated record
AUGGCAUCGUAUCUUUAGCAUUAACCUUAAAUUAUACUGGAUUCCUUAAUACUCUAUUUCAUUAAAUCAUGUAUUAGAAGUCGUUACUCAUUUUUGCCUAUCUGCUUCAUCAAAUAUCAAAUAUUCUUAAGUUGUGACAUUAAUUUACAAAUCAGCCAUAUCUAACAACUAUCUUAACUUGCCAAGCGUAGCUAUGAGUAUAUUACAUCCAUUCUCAUUUAAAUAUUUGACAUCGUGUUCAUUCGAAGUCAAAUAUAAUCUUGUCUUAAUUCACAACUUAAAACUUCUUUGCAACAUCAAAAAUUUAAUGUGCCAAUUCUCUUGUAUGUGACAAUCUCAAACCAAAUAGUUGAUAAUCUGAGUAUUUCUAUUUUGAGAAUUGAUUAAACAAUGAAACCAAAAGUGUUAAAGUUUAUCCUCAUCCUGUUUAGGCUUCAACAGCAACAUCAUAAUUUUUAUGACAUGUGGAAUCGCGGCUUUUAAACAGGCAUCAAGUACUAGAAUUUAAACUCAUCUGCUAUAACUUUUUGA